Molecule: messenger RNA, 2109 nt
Organism: Capsella rubella
Lineage: Eukaryota; Viridiplantae; Streptophyta; Magnoliopsida; Brassicales; Brassicaceae
Source: RefSeq, a predicted model, not a curated record
UCUCCUGAGGUACACGGCACGAGCCGCUCCAUCUUCUCAUCUUCUUCUUUUCUCCUUAACUUCGUUUUUAUUCGAUUUUGUGGUUUCUGAGACCCAAAAAUUAGGGUUCAGUUUUCAAGCAACAAGACUCCGUCGGGUGUAUGUAACUCGAAAGGUGGUUUAGCUAUAUGGAUACUUGCAACUCCAACUCUGAAUACUCUUCAAAACGGAUGCUUUGAACCCUUGGUACUUAGUUCAUGCGUUCUACGUAUGCGCAGCAGCAUAAGGAAGCAAUGGGAGAGAAUCGUCAGAUUAGAUCACGUUCUUGGAAUAGAAUGCCAACGAAGAGAUGCAGUGCAAAUGGUAUAGUGGAGGAGUUUAUUGUGGUUGAUGAUGAUGAGGUUAUCAUUCUUGAUUUUCCUGAGUCAUCGAAAAGCAAGGUUUCUGGCACAUCAAGAACUGGGAAUAAGUCCAUUUUGCAGAGAGUGAUUAGCAUUGACGAUGAUGACGAUGAUGAUGUUGGUGAUGAGACAGAAAAUGUUCAUAAUGCUGGGAUUAGUUCAAGCAGUAACCCUCCUGCCACUAACUUGCAAACAUCUGCGGAAGUGGAUAAUGAUGAUUGCCAAUUCAUUCAAGAAAAGUGUGCUGCUUUUAGAUUUUCAAAAUGCAAACAGACUUUCUCUACAAUGCCUUCUUCUGGAUUUCGAUUUGGUUUAGGUUCUGAUACUGACAGUGACUUUUCCGAUAGCGAUUGUUCUGAUUGUGAGAUUCUAGAAGGGUCUCGUAGAGAGGUCCGCGAGCAGUGGGAACAAGCAGCUUUCUUGAGAAAAAUGAAGAGAGCAGGUAAAGCUGGUCUCAGUGAAGAGGCUGGUCCUUCAAAUCUCCACUGUGACACUGAAAAAAACGAUCAAACAUCUUCCUUCUUUGCUGCGAAUCCAGAUGGUGAAAAAGCUGGUCUGAGUGAUGAGACUGGUCCUUCAAAUCUUCACUGUGACACUGGAAAACAUGAUCAAACAUCUUUCUUCUUUGCUGCAAGAAAUCCAGAUGGUGGAAAAGUUGGCCCGAGUGAGGCUGGUUCUUCAAAUCUUCACUUUGACACUAAUUUCGAUGGUAGAAUUCCUGAUUUGGCGUCUGACUUUGGCUCGGUGGAGGAAGACAAUCGAGCUAAAAACCAUGCUAAUUCUAGUUUUUCCAAUAAAGAGGAUUUUCGGGGACCAUUCCCACUGUCACCGGAAAUAAGAGUUGAACAUGCAAAGUCUGAUACACCAUCAAGUCAUUUUUCUUCAUCAAAAGAACCGAUAGAUCAAACUAGUUUCAAAAAAGUUGUAGAACAGCCAAACAACGUGCAAGUUCAAUGUGAAACUUCACAGACUUCUGAUGGGGAUGGAGAUACAACGCAUGUGUAUGGCACCCAAAGUAAUGGAGCCAGGUGUGAGCACGAGAACUCCAGUUUAGAUAAAUCAAGAGAACCGAUCAUUGAUCCUAUUCCAUCUACAAGUGGGCAAGUACAAAGUAGUAAUGGUAAAGCUCCUGCAAUCGAUGUCAUGCUCAACAGAGAAAUUCUUAAGGAGACUGAUGAAUACAAGAAAGCACAAGAAGAAGAAUGGGAGUCCAGGCAACGACAGUUACAGAUACAGGCAGAAGAAGCUCAGAAGCUGCGUAAGAGAAGAAAGUUAGAGAACACACGACAGUUGGAGAUGGAAAGAAGGCAAAAGGAGAGAGUAGAGGAAGUGAGAGAGACACAGAAGAAGGAUGAAGAAAGCAUGAACAUGAGGGAGAAAGUCCGUGCAGAAAUAAACAAAUCACUUAAACAGCUAGAACUCGGGAGCUUUAACAUGACAUCGUUGCUUCGAGGCUUAGGGAUUCAUGUUGGUGGUGGAAUAUCUCCUCUGCCAGAUGAGGUACACGCAGCGUACAAACGAGCUGUAUUGAAAUUUCAUCCGGACAGAGCGUCAAGAGGUGACAUCAAACAGCAAGUUGAAGCAGAAGAAAAAUUCAAGCUUAUUGCUCGCAUGAAGGACAAAUUUAAGAGCUAACAGUAUGAAGAUUGUUGUUAGGAAAAUCUUAGAAUGGAUAAUUUUCUCUGUAAAUAAGUUUUUGAUUAUCCAACAAGAAUCAAAAUUGUGCUGA